AGCCUGCUCAAAUGCCGUAUCGCGAUUGCAAAAAUAAAUAAAGUUAAAAAACGAUGGAUGAAGUGGAUAAAAUCAUAAUACACCAGCUUAACCAGAUUGACCCCAGCAUUGAGCCAAAUGAGCAGUUGGCAAACUUUACGCCGGAGCUAGUGGUGCGUGCGGUCUCAAGCUGCCUCCACGAAAUCAAACAUGCAACAACAGUACUGCCUCUGCCGCGAUCUUUGCCACCGGUUAUGGCACAGCGUUUCACCGUCUGCACAACGCUGGCCGAGUCCUGCAAGACAAUGGGCUAUCAUGGUGAUGUGGGCUACCAAACAUUCCUCUAUCCCAGUACCGUCGAGCUGCGACGUCUUUUCAUGUAUCUUAUUGAGCGCCUGCCGCGGGAACGGGAAGGUGGCGAUGACCUGCACACACGGAAGCCGCUAAGCGCCAGUGAAAUUUUGCGUAGGGAUGUGCGCAAAAAACUUGCCACACAACUAAAGGCGCCCUGGAUACCACAAUUCUGUCGAGGCCUAGCCGCUCGUCUCGGGGAGGCAGAAGGCUGCAGUAGUCAAUGUAUAGAAUUCGCACCGCAGCUCAACUUAAAUGUGCCUGGCGCUGAUCCAGCAGAACGCACGAAGGAAGUGCAGCAGUAUUUUGAUCAGCUAGCGCCAAGUGUUUUUCAACAAACGGCCGAUAGCAAAUACGAUCUCAUAGCCUCGGUGCUGCACAAAAACGAUCUGGAUCGUUGGGGCCAUGUGGUGCCCACGUCGGUGACGGUCUGGCCUGUGCCAGGAGAAGAAACGAGCAGCUUGUCCAUACCACAAAUACCCCUCUCUGAUACUGCUGAUACUGCGAAUGCUGAACAGACGCCGUUGCAAAAGCUCAGCGAUCAGGUUCAGCAAUUGCGCUCCCAAUGCGAGGAAUUGCUGACCAAACGCAAAACCCUGGAAGCCUAUGUGGCGUCACUCAAGGCUCGUGAAUUUGAGGCCACAGCGGAAGUGCAGAGCCUUCAACCUGUGCUCAAAACACACGAGCGCCUUGGCCUAGUUCUGGCCGAGCCAGAGGAGAAUGUCGCCAAAUUAGAGGCUCUCGUACGUAAUACUGAAGGCAAACGUCAAAAUCUCAACCAACAAUGGCAGGAGUAUCGUCAGCCAUUAAUUGAACAGCUGCACGCACUUAAAACGACCAAGGAGGGUCAACAGAAAAUGCAAACCGUCCUGGCGCUGCGUACGACCAUCGAACAACUGGAGAAAGAAUUGCAUCAGAAGACGGAACAGCACAACGAGCUGAACGAGACGCUCCGCAACAUGACUCAGACAGUGGCCACACGUAAGGAAUACACACGACGCAUCCAUGAGUUCAUUGGCAACAUACGCAAGCAGCGAGCAGACAUCUCAAAAGUGCUCGACGAUACGCGACAAUUGCAGAAACAGUUGAAUGUGGUCGGAGCUCAGUUGCAGCGUCAAUUCAACUACACGGACGAUCUACUCUUUCAGAGCGCCAAACACGACUUGCAUGCCAAGAAGGCCUACAAGCUUCUGGCCCAAUUGCAUUCCAGUUGCAAUGAGCUGGUCGAAUGUGUCAGUCUUACCGGCAAUGUUAGCAAAGAGAUUCGUGACUUGGAGGUGCAAAUCGAUGGGGAGAAGCUGAAAAAUGUGUCAACUAGCCUGCAACAGAUCACGCAGCAUAUACAGGACCUGCAGGGAGAAAUGCGCACAAUGGAGCUGGCAGUAACAACAACAUAAUUAGUUGCUGCUUGCAAUUAGACUAUUAGUAAAAAGUGUAAUAAUAAAUGUUUACUACACACGCGUA
Messenger RNA from Scaptodrosophila lebanonensis, 1794 nucleotides. RefSeq names its product coiled-coil domain-containing protein 22 homolog. Gene Ontology annotation, molecular function: cullin family protein binding. The coding region runs from base 54 to 1727 and encodes 557 amino acids. Gene Ontology annotation, biological process: positive regulation of ubiquitin-dependent protein catabolic process. The record is from RefSeq and is a predicted model, not a curated record. Lineage: Eukaryota; Metazoa; Arthropoda; Insecta; Diptera; Drosophilidae. The transcript has a single exon.